Messenger RNA from Lemur catta (Ring-tailed lemur), 6814 nucleotides. It is a transcript of the gene ATP2B2, whose product is annotated as ATPase plasma membrane Ca2+ transporting 2. Gene Ontology annotation, biological process: regulation of cytosolic calcium ion concentration; calcium ion transmembrane transport. Lineage: Eukaryota; Metazoa; Chordata; Mammalia; Primates; Lemuridae. Gene Ontology annotation, cellular component: postsynaptic density membrane; intracellular membrane-bounded organelle. Bases 481 to 4077 code for a protein of 1198 amino acids. The transcript has 20 exons. Gene Ontology annotation, molecular function: ATP hydrolysis activity; ATP binding; P-type calcium transporter activity. The record is from RefSeq and is a predicted model, not a curated record.
CUCCGAGCACCGCGCCGCCGCCGCCCCCCGCCCCCCCAGCCGCGCAGGAUGGUACAGUCUGCAGAGGGACCGGCUGGCCGGCUCGCCGGCACCGCUCCGCGCCGCGACUCCGGGGCUGCCGCCGCCGGGAACGUGCAGGACUGGUGGCGAUUGUCUCAGCCAAGAGCCACUGCCCCUGACCAUGUAGAUGCCAGCUCUGGGCAGCAGCAUGGGCCCCACUGAAUGGAGACGCCUGGGUCUACAUCCCUGAGCCCCUCUGGUCCCUGGACCUCGCCCCACGCCCAGGGACACCUCCUGGAUCUCACCACCGCUGUCGCCAGCUGGCCUUGGCCACCGCUUCCGCAGGGACCCAGAGUCGGCCACCCGGAGCCCCCGCUGUCCAGCGAGGGUGUGCUGAGGACAGCCACAGCAGCCGUCACCUGGCAGCUUCUUGUCCAGCGCUGACCCUCGGGCCCACCCCGAGCAGGGACUGUCACAGACAUGGGUGACAUGACUAACAGUGACUUUUACUCCAAAAACCAAAGAAAUGAGUCGAGCCAUGGAGGUGAGUUCGGGUGCACGAUGGAGGAGCUCCGCUCCCUCAUGGAGCUGCGAGGCACCGAGGCUGUGGUCAAGAUCAAAGAGACUUACGGGGACACUGAAGCCAUCUGCCGGCGCCUCAAAACCUCACCUGUCGAAGGUUUGCCAGGCACGGCUCCAGAUCUGGAAAAGAGAAAGCAGAUUUUUGGGCAAAACUUUAUACCUCCAAAGAAGCCAAAAACCUUCCUGCAGCUUGUAUGGGAGGCACUACAGGAUGUGACGCUCAUCAUCCUGGAGAUUGCGGCCAUCAUCUCCCUGGGGCUGUCCUUCUACCACCCGCCCGGCGAGAGCAAUGAGGGAUGUGCAACUGCACAGGGCGGGGCAGAGGAUGAAGGAGAGGCGGAGGCGGGUUGGAUCGAGGGGGCUGCCAUUCUCCUCUCAGUCAUCUGUGUGGUCCUGGUCACGGCCUUCAAUGACUGGAGCAAAGAAAAACAGUUCCGGGGCCUUCAGAGCCGCAUUGAGCAGGAACAGAAAUUCACCGUGGUCCGGGCUGGCCAGGUGGUCCAGAUCCCUGUGGCUGAGAUUGUGGUUGGGGACAUUGCCCAGGUCAAAUAUGGUGACCUCCUCCCUGCUGAUGGUCUCUUCAUCCAGGGCAAUGACCUCAAGAUCGAUGAAAGCUCCCUGACCGGGGAAUCUGACCAGGUGCGCAAGUCCGUGGACAAGGAUCCCAUGCUGCUGUCAGGAACCCACGUGAUGGAGGGCUCAGGUCGGAUGUUGGUGACUGCUGUGGGUGUGAACUCUCAGACUGGCAUCAUCUUUACCCUGCUUGGGGCUGGUGGUGAAGAGGAAGAAAAGAAAGACAAAAAAGCCAAACAGCAGGACGGGGCGGCCGCCAUGGAGAUGCAGCCCCUCAAGAGUGCCGAGGGCGGGGACGCCGACGACAAGAAGAAGGCCAACAUGCACAAGAAGGAGAAGUCCGUGCUGCAGGGCAAGCUCACCAAGCUGGCUGUGCAGAUCGGCAAAGCAGGCUUGGUGAUGUCAGCCGUCACAGUGAUCAUCCUGGUGCUCUACUUCACCGUGGACACCUUCGUGGUCAACAAGAAGCCGUGGCUGCCUGAGUGCACGCCUGUCUACGUGCAGUACUUCGUCAAGUUCUUCAUCAUUGGCGUGACGGUGCUGGUGGUCGCCGUGCCCGAGGGGCUCCCUCUGGCUGUCACCAUCUCGCUGGCCUACUCGGUGAAGAAAAUGAUGAAGGACAACAACCUGGUACGCCACCUGGAUGCCUGUGAGACCAUGGGCAAUGCCACGGCCAUCUGCUCGGACAAGACGGGCACGCUGACCACCAAUCGAAUGACGGUGGUGCAGGCCUAUGUCGGCGACGUCCACUACAAGGAGAUCCCUGACCCCAGCUCCAUCAAUGACAAGACCAUGGAGCUGCUGGUCAACGCCAUCGCCAUAAACAGCGCUUACACCACCAAGAUUCUGCCCCCAGAGAAGGAGGGCGCCCUGCCCCGGCAGGUGGGCAACAAGACGGAGUGCGGCCUGCUGGGCCUCGUGCUGGACCUGAAGCAGGACUACGAGCCCGUGCGCAGCCAGGUGCCGGAGGAGAAGCUGUACAAAGUGUACACCUUCAACUCCGUGCGCAAGUCCAUGAGCACCGUCAUCAGGCUGCCCGACGAGAGCUUCCGCAUGUACAGCAAGGGUGCCUCUGAGAUCGUGCUCAAGAAGUGCUGCAAAAUCCUCAGUGGGGCAGGCGAGCCCCGGGUCUUCCGGCCCCGAGACCGGGAUGAGAUGGUGAAGAAGGUGAUCGAGCCCAUGGCCUGCGACGGGCUCCGCACCAUCUGCGUGGCCUACCGUGACUUCCCCAGCAGCCCCGAGCCUGACUGGGACAAUGAGAAUGACAUCCUCAACGAUCUCACCUGCAUCUGUGUGGUGGGCAUCGAGGACCCUGUGCGACCCGAGGUCCCAGAAGCCAUCCGCAAGUGCCAGCGGGCAGGCAUCACGGUCCGCAUGGUCACUGGUGACAAUAUCAACACGGCCCGGGCCAUCGCCAUCAAGUGUGGCAUCAUCCAUCCUGGGGAGGACUUCCUGUGCCUGGAGGGCAAGGAAUUCAACCGGAGGAUCCGCAACGAGAAGGGGGAGAUCGAGCAGGAGCGAAUCGACAAGAUCUGGCCAAAGCUGCGGGUGCUGGCUCGCUCCUCCCCCACGGACAAGCACACCCUGGUCAAAGGCAUCAUCGACAGCACACACACUGAGCAGCGGCAGGUGGUGGCUGUGACGGGGGAUGGGACCAACGAUGGGCCUGCACUCAAGAAGGCUGACGUGGGCUUUGCCAUGGGCAUCGCAGGCACUGACGUGGCCAAGGAGGCCUCAGACAUCAUCCUGACGGAUGACAACUUCAGCAGCAUUGUCAAGGCAGUGAUGUGGGGCCGCAACGUCUAUGACAGCAUCUCUAAGUUCUUGCAGUUCCAGCUGACCGUCAAUGUGGUAGCCGUGAUUGUGGCCUUCACAGGAGCCUGCAUCACGCAGGAUUCCCCUCUGAAGGCUGUGCAGAUGCUCUGGGUGAAUCUGAUCAUGGACACGUUCGCCUCCCUGGCGCUGGCCACCGAGCCGCCCACCGAGACCCUGCUUCUGAGGAAGCCCUAUGGCCGCAACAAGCCCCUCAUCUCGAGGACCAUGAUGAAGAACAUCCUGGGCCACGCCGUCUACCAGCUCACCCUCAUCUUCACCCUGCUCUUUGUUGGUGAGAAGAUGUUCCAGAUCGACAGCGGGAGGAACGCGCCCCUGCACUCGCCACCCUCGGAGCACUACACCAUCAUCUUCAACACCUUCGUCAUGAUGCAGCUCUUCAAUGAGAUCAAUGCCCGAAAGAUCCACGGCGAGCGCAAUGUGUUUGACGGCAUCUUCCGGAACCCGAUUUUCUGCACCAUCGUGCUGGGCACCUUUGCCAUCCAGAUAGUGAUCGUGCAGUUUGGAGGGAAGCCAUUCAGCUGCUCUCCACUGCAGCUGGACCAGUGGAUGUGGUGCAUAUUCAUUGGGUUAGGAGAGCUCGUUUGGGGCCAGGUCAUUGCCACCAUCCCGACCAGCAGGCUCAAAUUCCUCAAGGAGGCUGGCAGGCUCACACAGAAGGAGGAGAUUCCAGAGGAGGAGCUCAACGAGGACGUGGAGGAGAUAGAUCACGCCGAGAGAGAGCUGCGGCGGGGCCAGAUUCUGUGGUUCCGAGGCCUGAAUCGGAUCCAAACUCAGAUCCGCGUCGUGAAGGCAUUCCGUAGCUCUCUCUAUGAAGGUUUAGAAAAGCCUGAGUCUCGAACCUCCAUCCAUAAUUUCAUGGCUCAUCCUGAAUUCCGAAUUGAAGAUUCACAGCCCCACAUCCCCCUCAUUGAUGACACCGACCUGGAAGAAGAUGCUGCGCUCAAGCAGAACUCGAGCCCGCCGUCAUCGCUCAACAAGAACAACAGCGCCAUCGACAGCGGGAUCAACCUGACGACUGACACAAGCAAAUCAGCUACCUCUUCAAGUCCAGGGAGCCCCAUCCACAGCCUGGAGACAUCGCUUUAGCUGAGGACCCUGUCGCCCGCCCACCUGCCCGCCCUCACGGACUUCGCUGCCACCUGCCUCCUGGGUACCCAUCCAUCCAGGCACCCAACUCACCCAGGCAGCAACGAGCAACAACAGGAAACCAAAUACUGGAGAGAAAACCAAUGUUUCCCCCAACAGACCCUUUCUCUGGCUGCGAUGCUGUUUGAACUCUUUUUCACUCUGAGGCAUGGGGCAGGAUCUCCACCGGGGGCUUAGGGGACUGAGCACUUUUCCCAAAACAAGCCCUUCCUGGCUCCCGCCCAAACAUGGAGCAGCCAUGCACCCGCCCAGCCACCACGUCCCCGCAUGAAUGUACUGUACUUUCAAUCCUCCCCUUGUUUGGUUUUGGGGGGCUUGGGGAGAGUUUUUUUGUUUGUUUUCUUAGGCGGGAACUGCAAACAGACUCUGUUCUGAGACUAUUUAUCCAGCCCACUGGUCUGUGAGCUCUGGAAACGCUUGCGCAGCACGGUCUCAGUCAUGUAGAUUCAUUUAAUAAUUUUUUGAAAUUGCAGAGCUUAACUAGCCUAGGAGAUCUACACCAAUGGAACCGAAGAACUUCAUAGACACUCACAGGUUAUAUCCAUUUCUUUGUAUCUAUAUCAACGUAUACUUCUCCAAGACUGUAUACGUCCAUAUAGAUAGGUAGAUAUAUAUAUAUAUAUAUAUAUAUAAAAAUAUAUAUACAUGGAUAUAUAAAGUUUCUUUGCUGGCAUGUUGCCUUGUUUCUGCUUAAACUGCUCUAUUUUAACUUAUUUAUGUCCCAAAAGAAGAAUGUAAUUUGUUUACAAACCUGUAGAUAAUGUCUUUGGCUAUUUGUACGGUUUAAGAACACUGGUGGCUGAGAUGCUAUGAAAACAGCUCAGCCCAACAGCUACUUCCCUGGAUUGCACCCUUGAUGUUCUAUGAUAGCCAUGCUCUGAUUUUUGCCUGCUAUUUCCGUUCAAUAAUGUCACUACCGCAGGAGGCUCAGGCAGAAGCCAAAUACUACCAAGUAUCCAUCCUGAGGGGUUUAACAACAUGCUCUGUAGACGAAGGGAGAGGAGGAGGGAAGGCUUCCUGGAUUUGCAACACUGGCGGCCAUCCCAGCCCAAGGCUGCCAGGACCUGCAAAGCGCUGGGCAAAGACUUUUCUCUCAAUGAAACUUAACUUGAGUUUACUAAGAGCAUUUCAAGCAUACGUUCUCUUUGGCUCUAUCUGUACAGAGAUUGAGGUAGUGUUGAAAUAUUACAAAUGCUAUUGUGUUGAUUUUUUUAGUUAGUAAUUUAGAGGUUUAUUUCCUUAUAAAUGGCAGCGUAUGAGCUGUUGGCAUAUUGGAUGAGGAUCGGUAUGGCUUGUUGCUUUUAUUUUUGAAGAAUAGCCUUUUCUCUGCACUAUUUAGAUCCGAAUGAACCUUAUGAUGUGUAUAUUGAGAUGUAUUCAGUGUGAUUUUUAAACCAAAUUGUCUUCCUAUAGUCACAACAUAUACUGUAGCCUUUUAACAGCAAGUCUUGCUUUCCCAGACAGAAAGCCAUUCUGAAACCCUGCCGUAUCACAGGUGAGAAAAGGUGGUUAUUUUCCCCCAAGACAGUAACAGAACUAGCAAUCCCACUUGAUAAGAGCUUAUUUAAUUGUAUGUCAGCCUCUUAACUGCUAAGCACUUUGUGGGUCUCAGCAUUUUUCAUAAAGGAACUUUUGUAUUUAAUACAAAGUUUGCUUUGAGACUUUUCAGCAUACGAUCUUUUUCCAUAAACUUGUACAGUGCAAAAGACAUUUUGAAUACCAUGAUCGAUGAUGUCCCAUGCUUUGAGGAAAACCAAACAUUUUCCGCCUCGCUUGCGAAAUCCAUUCCUCAUGGUGACCCUUCCCGCAGCUGCCAUGUGUCCCUCCCCAUCUCCAGGCCCAGAGAACUCUUCCACAAACAAGAUGAGAGCCACUUGGGAAAAGAGCCAUAGUCAGCUGGGAGGGCCUAUGUCUGGAUGGCUGUGGAAAAACCUGAGGGUUUGGGGUUCAAAGUCAGCCCAUCCCACCUGGCAAACUCCUUCUGUAAGAGGACCUUCUUUUCAAGAGAGCACUACCUGAAUAUUGUGAGGAAAUAUCUCUGAAUGUAUCCAGCAGAGGACACUGCACACCCAAAGGGGUGACCAGUCCUCAGAUGUGCUUCUUGGAUUCCGGUACAAACACCACCAAAACCAGCCCACUGCUCUCCUCUGCGGAAGGAAAGACCUGCACAUCUAAAACAUGGGGCAGCCUUGGAACACGGUGUUUUUUGGAGUUUCCUUUCUUACAGUUUUCCAUCUUCCCUUUCUUUGUUCACUCAUGUGUCCGUGACCACAUUCCAUGACCUCAGGAUAGUUCUGCCUGCACACCACGCUCCCUGUUUAUCUGGAGCCAGGACAUGAGGAAAACGCAGGGGUCCUCUGAGUGGAGCCUAGCUCGGGGAAUGGGGCGCUGUGGAAGGCUGCCAGCAUUAGCGCUGGGCUUCUUUUGUGAGGAAUGAUGGAGGCUCACACACACGCACCUCUCACACCUGCACACACAUCCCCACACACAGGAGAUGGUUUGUCAGAACUCACUGUAGUACGUAAAGCUUGCACUCUGCGUCCUAUAUCUAGCAGCAUGGGGUAUGUUUGGCAGUUCACCCCAUUAGGGGGUAAAUAAUUUAUGACCAUCUGUUUUUAUGAAUUUUUUAUCUAGAUAAUAAUUGUAAAUAAAGAAUUCACCGUCUCUGUUCAUUUAA